ACAGAUUAAAACAUAACAUGCCAACAGGCAGAGUAGAAGAUGUCCCUUCUGGGACCUUACAGUCACUUUCAUUCAAAAUGCCUGAAGGGUUCAAAAGUAAGGUUGUGGCACCUCGGAAUCCUAAACUUGUGAAAAGGGAUGAACAAUGCAGCAAGCUGACUCCAUCUAUGUUUAUGAAGGAAAUGUCUCUUACAACAGAACAAAAGCUAGCUAACACUCAUGAGAUGUACCCACCCCGUGUCAUUGAGAUUUUAGACAUGAGUGAAACAACCUAUCAGAAGUCUUCUUUUGUGGAGCCUGACCAGACCAUGUUUCAGCCCUUCCCAUCUGAAAUUGUUUUUCAGAACUUUGUGCCCUGUGAGACUUAUGAAGUACCUUUGAUUCUAAGGAACAAUGACAAGGUUCCACGGCUAGUGAAAGUAGUGGAAGAGAAAUCACCUUACUUUAGUGUCAUUUCUCCAAAUGAUGUGUGCAAUAAAGUUGCUCCUGGAAUGGCAUCAGUAUUCCGAAUUCAGUUUUUCCCUGAGGAGAACAAGGACUAUGGCCAUGAACUUAUUUGUAUCACAGAAAAAGAGAAGUUUGUCAUUCCUAUACGAGCCGUUGGAGCAAGGGCAAUGCUGGAUUUUCCUGACCAAGUGAAUUUCUCUUCUUGCCCAGUAAAAUAUAACUCUCAAAAAACAUUACUUGUGCGCAAUGUUGGAAACAAAGAGGCUAAAUUUCAUCUUCAAACAGUGAGCCCUUUCACAGUGCAGCCAAAGCAUGGAACCUUAGCAGUAGGAGAAAGUGCACAGGUGGCAGUGGACUUUUUGCCCCAGCAAAUAGGAGAUUACUCCGUGGAUAUGGUAACACACUUAGACACUGGAGAAAAUAUUUACACCAACUUAUGUGGGGCUGCAAUAGAUAUGAACGUCAGACUUGAGAAAAACUCAGUAAUGAUAGAAAAGACUUACCUCUCUAUGGCCAAUCAAAGAUCAGUAAACAUCAGCAACAGAAGUGACUUCAUUGUGCAUUUCCAGUGGAAGGCUUUCGCAACUCAGGAAGAGGAAGACCAUCAAAAGUUAAGGUUCUGCUCUGAUCUGAAGCAUGAAGAGCAGGAAGAGACUGAAAGGUUCCUACUUGAGUGCACUGCAGAUCCAACUCUUCACGAGCGCAUUUCUAUUCUCUCACGUACCUUUAUGAAUCGUCGUCGAAUGGUGGACGAUGACACAAUGCUUUUCUCUGAUGACAUUAUUUCUCUUGAGCCUGUGGAAGGUGACAUUUGGCCAAAUUCUUCAGCUGAAAUUAAUGUGAUCUUCAAACCUAGAGAGGCAAAGAUUUAUCAGUACACUGUCUACUGUGACAUUACAGGUCGUGAAACUCGCCUUCCACUCCGUAUCAAAGGGGAAGGUAUUGGACCCAAAGUAACUUUCAGUUAUGAUGUACUAGACAUGGGGAAUAUCUUUGUUGGUGCAAAACACAGUUACGAGAUUAUUUUAGCCAACAAAGGUGAGAUUGAUGCAAUAUUUAGUGUGGUUUCCCCACCCACUGUGUUUGGACAAUGUUUUAUGUUUAAUCCCAAUGAAGGCAUCAUACUACCACGAGGUCAUCAAGCCAUGGAGGUCACCUUUCAAUCCAGUAUUCUGGGAGAUUUUGUUGAGGAUUUUUUCUUCUCUGUUGAUGGCUCUCCUGAUAAAAUAAAAGUGACUUUUAGGGGCUGUGUAAUUGGACCAACCUUCCACUUCAGCAUGCCAGCAUUAAAUUUUGGAGAUGUAUCAUUCGGAUUUCCUCAGACACUGACUUGCUCACUUAGUAACACUUCUUUGGUACCAAUGACCUUUCACUUACAUGUGCCAGGAGAUGGCCCAGGGGAUCAAAGUAUAACCAGUUUUGAUUGGGUGUCUGACAGUGGGAGAAGAAGUCGGAGGAAUAUGGAACAACGAAGAAUAAAGCCGAAAGAGUUCACCAUCAUUCCUGACCAUGGGAUGCUCCGUCCCCAAGGGCUAAUAGAUAUUCAGGUGACACUAUGUUCCAAUGAAAUGAGACAGUAUGAGUUAGCCUUGGUAGUUGAUGUGGAUGGCGUGGGACCUGAGGUGCUGGCUGUUCCAAUUAUUGCAAGGUGCAUUGUACCUCAUGUAAAUUUACUGAAUCCAGUUAUUGAAUUAGGACGCUGCUUUCUGAGAUACCCAUACCAACACAUGCUGAAAUUGGCCAAUGAGACAGAUUUUCCUGCAUGCUAUGGCGUUAUUCCACAGGAAUUUGAAGAUCAACCUGCAGUAGUGUUUUCUAGUCCACAGCCCCGCAGGAUAAUCGGCCCUCAUACAACGGCAGAGAUCCUCCUGGUGGUGGAGGCCCACCUUAUUGGAGAGCAGGAUGCUGUGGCAUAUUUGACUAUUUUUGGAAGUGAGAAGCCACCAAUGGGUGUUCAUCUGCUGUGCAUUGGAGAGGGACCAGUUGUCCAUGUGACCCCAACAGAACUGGAUUUUGGCAAGAUUCCUGUUUUAACAGACAUUUCACGGACACUACACUUAUCUAAUCAGUCUCCAAUUCCUGCUCCAUUUCUGGCACAGAUGGUUCGCACUCAUUCUCAGUGGAGUAUUCAUCCCAGUGAGGGUGUGAUCCCAGCAGAGGGGGAGCUGAAUGUGACAUUAGUUGUACACUUGGAUGACACACUUGGAUUUGAGGACAAGAUGCACCUGGCAGUUAAGGACAGUCAAACGUAUUCCAUUCUGGUCAAGGCUUUUGGUGUAGGGACAACCAUAGUAGCAGACAGACCACUUGCACCAGCUCUUAACCUGGGUGCACACUACAGCUCUGGCCCUUGUCGCUAUUACUUUAAACUAACAAAUAAAGGCCGUCGCUUCCAGCGGCUUUACUGGAUGACUGAAGGGUUUCCACAGUUUCGCAAACACAUCUUUGGAAGCAGUGAUGUCAAAGGCAAAGGUUCUUUACCGUCUCUCGAGCUUCCAAAGCCCACAUUUAGAUUAUACCCUGUUCGAAUGGAGCUUCAUCCUGGGGAGGCUAUUGAUGUAAUGUUGGAAGGCUCUUCAGACACCCCCAGGGUUGUCAAGGAAAGGCUGCUAUGUCAUGCCAUCAUAGGCAGACAAUCUGGGAAGGAGAAGAUAAUGACAGUUGAUGUGACCUGUGAGUUCAUUGCUCCUGUUCUACAACUUUCAACCCAACAGCUCACUUUCAGCAUAAAAAAGCUCCCUAGUGAUGUGCUGCUCUCCCAAUACAAGCCUCUCAUUUUGAAAAGUGUUUCAAGUCUUCCAAUGAGCAUUCUGCUUUCCUUAAAGGAACCAUUUGCAAUAUGUGACAAGCAAGGAGCUGGUAUCCCUGAAUCAACCAAGGCUAUCAGACUCAGUGUAAAUGAAGAGGUGGAGCUGUCUGUAAAGUUUGAUCCCACCUAUAAAGAUGACUUCUACUCGUGGGUAGCAGAGGAAAUUCUCACAAUUCAGUACCACGAGCAUCCACAUCGGGAGUAUGUGUCACUGCGUGGUGAGGUGCAUUUCCCAAAUCUCUAUUUUGAAAGUAUGGUUGUGGACUUUGGCUGCAUCUUAAAUGAUACUGAAGUUGUACGGCACAUUGAGAUGACUAACUGCAGCCCACUUCCUGUCAAGUUCCAUUGGUCUUUCUUGCUGGAUGAUUGGGAGAGCCAAAUCAGAUCAUCUUUAAAAUCAAGUAAGAUGUUAAAUGAAAGCCAUGAGGCAAAAGGCCAUGAAUCUGGUAUGGGUAGACAAUUGUUCCAGAGGGCACCUGCAGCCAUAGCUGAUUCCAACAGAAGAACAGAAGUCUUCAAGCCUCCUGAAGGUGAUUUAGAAGGGAGAGAGAAGACCGAUGCAGAAAAUGAGACUCGGGAGGGAAGAGGCUCCCCCAAAGAGACGUUGUCUGACUUCCCUCUUCAGCAUUCUAUGAGAGAGGAAGAAGUGAAACUGUUGGAAAAUUUAAAACGAGACAACAAUUUACGAUUUAUGGAACCAGAUAAGGAAGGAGGGCUGGUUAUUUUUAACCAGACAGAUUACAAAAAUGUUUUAACCAAAAUUCUGGCACAGGACAGUACUUACAGUUCAGCAUCUUACAAUGAGAUACAGACUGCUUACCACAGGAUUGACUCGCUUUUGGAAGAAUAUUUGGUGUUUGAUAUUUUGCCACUAUAUGGCCUGCUUCAGCCAAAUGAGAUCCAGAAGGUGGAGCUCACUUUCUAUGGGCAUGCAAAUAUCACUGGGCAAGUAACGGCUCUGUGUGAAGUAGAAGGUGGGCCCACGUACAAGAUCCAGCUAAAAGGAGAAGCAUCUCUUGUUUGCUAUGCCUUUGAUAAGAAGGAAAUUGAUUAUGGACACCAGCUAUUUGAUCAUGUUACUGAGGCAGAGAUCACUCUGGCCAAUAAGGGACAAGUUGGCUUCAACUUCAGUGUGCUAAAUACACAUCAGGAUCAAAGUCCGAAUGGCCCACAACCUGGAGUUCCAUUUGUGGUGCCUCCUUCUGGCUUCAUCAAAGCACAUGAGCAGUAUACUUUGAAAGUGUUUUACUUGCCUGGUGUACCUGAAGCUUUUCACAAGACCUUUGAGAUACAGGUGUCUCACUUUGAGCCAGACAUAAUCAGUCUCAUGGGAGAAGGUAUUUUCCCAAGAAUCACCUUGGACCUUCCUAGAAACAUUAAAGGAAACGAGAAUUACUUGGGUUUCUUAAAAAGGGCAAAAGAAACUCUGGAGAAUGUGACUUACAGGGAAGAAGUCUUCAGUCGUCCUCAAACAGUUGGAGAUCAGUCUGCUGUUGAAUCCAUCUCUUCACAUGAUGUCCUGCUGCAAAUGGAGAUGGAGAGACUUAUCAUCAGAGAGCACGCACUGGAGCAGCAAUCUGUUAUCCUGUCAUCUCAGAGUGACAAUGCAUUCACAAGUCAAAAAGCCCUCAGGAAGCUUGUCAAAGCUCAGCUUCCAGAAUAUAUUCUUGAUUUUGGUUAUGUUGUCCAUGGCACUGUUAAAACCCACAUUGUCAAGGUAACAAAUACAGGUGUGCUACCAGUAUCAUUUCGCACCGAUCGACAAUGCUUUAGCCAGACAGGUUUCACCACAGAACUGGAUCGAGUGCUUAAUCUACCUUACUGUGAAACUGAAACCUUUGAGGUGAGAUUUGAUCCCCGUGGUGCCAAUCUCAGCCUUGGAGUGGCAGAGACCCGUAUGCCUCUUAAGACAACUGGUGGCCCAAUUGUUCACAUCCUCUUGCGUGCUGUAGUAACAAUGCCAUUCCUCACUGUGUCCAGUGACAAGCUGGAAUUUGGUGCAAUACAGUGUGGUCAGUGUCAAGUAUUAACUAUUCAGCUUUACAACCCUCUUCAAGUUGAAUGUGAGUGGACCAUCAGUGAUCAACAGAAACAGAAGAAACAGCCCAGUAAACACAUGCCUGUGUAUCUUCAACGAAAAAUACUUCAGGACAUGAGACCCAAACUGAAGGCUUUUGAAAUGUUGCCACCGAAUGGUAGACUGUUACCUGGGCAGCGAAUGAAUAUUCAGAUUAAGUUCACCCCAAAAGAGGAAAAAUUAUACAAUCAACGUCUGACAUUAUAUAUAGCUCAAAGUAGCCACAGGGUGAUGCUGCUUGCCCAGGGUCAAGGCUUGGAGCCACAGCUUAAUUUUACACCAGCAGUUUUGGAGUUUGGACCUGUCUUGCCAUACAGUCCUGGGGAAGAAGCUGACAUAUUGGUGAAAAAUCCAUGCAACUUUCCAAUUGAGUUUUAUUCUCUAGAGUAUGAUAAGCAGUACAUUGAAGAAGAAAAGAUUCUACGAAUGAUGAAGGGUUAUGAUGCACAGAAUACACUGCUGCUCCCAACACGAGGUGUAGGGGAGAAAUUACCCCCUGAGCUAUUUGAGUACUAUGAAGAGCAGAAGAGGAUCCGGGAGGAACAGAUGAAGAACAGAAUCACUGAGGCCACAGUGCAUGAAAGUGGUUUAAGAGUCGUGGAUGAAGAUGAUCAUCUUUCUGAGUUCAGUGAAAAGCAAGAAGUUCUGGCAGCCAUUUCUACCCCAAAUAUUGGUGCAUCUCCUAGACCAGACAAGAAGAGUAUAGAUGGGGAAGAUGAAACUGAAAAGCUACAUGAGCCAGUUGACAGAACAGUGAGUGGCAGAAGCAGCAUUAACACCAGAGUUGGAGAGCUUGAGAGUAACCCAGUCUCCAAAGCAAUAGCCAGGCACCUUGGGAUCGACCUUUCCCCAGAAGGACUAGCAGCACGGAACCGAAGAGGCAUUAGUAUCAUUGUGCAUGGAGCUCCACUUUCAGGCAAAACCAAUACAGCUAUUACCUUGGCAAAGCAUUAUGGUGCUGCCUGCUUAACAGUUGAUGGUAUUAUCCUUGAAGCUAUUUCAAAUGGGAACACACCAACUGGCCUUCGUGCUCGAGAACUGUGUGCCAAAGCAGCAGCUGAGCUAGCACUUCAUGAAGCAGAUGAGGCAGCUAUAUUAACCCUUACAGCUGAAACAUCCAAUCCACCACCUCAGCAAGCACAAACACCAGGCCUGAGUAUAGAAGCUGUGGCCAAGCACACCUUUGAGGGCAGCCAAGUCUCAGAGAAUACCAGAACUGGGCUCCACUCUGCCAUCUCCAAAGGAAAUAAAACCAGUAUUGUUGGAGGUAAAGGAAGAGCAGAUGUGCCCAUCACCCAAUCAAAACAGCAUCAUCAGGAAUUGACAGGAUCACAGGGAUGUAGUACACCUUUUCCUUCUGGCCUGAUCCAACGACGCCUCAGUGUUAGUGCCAGUGUGGCAGGUGAGGCAGGUUUGUUGAGCUGUGUUCUUCCCAGUGACCUUCUGGUGGACAUUCUGGCAGAAAGACUUCAGUUGAGUGAUUGUCAUCGAGGAGUAGUGUUUGAUGGACUGGAGACCCUCUAUAGUCGAAGUCUUUCCAGCACUCUUCAGUGUAUCCUGAGAGCAGUGAAUAACAGACGUUAUAUUUUUUUCAUUAACCUCAAGCAGACUUAUGCCUCCAUGAAUGCUAGAGAGAAAGCCAAGAGAGAGGAAGAAGAGCACCUAUUAAAAGAAAAACAGGAAAGAGAAAGGAUAUUUCUGAAAGAGAUGGAUGAGGAAGAAUAUGAUGCUAUGUCUGAAGAAGAGAAAGCUGAAGUUGACCGCCGUCGACUGGAAGAACUUCGUGCACGGAAGAAGAGGGAACAGGAAGAGAAACUUGCUAAAGAGCUAGAAUACAAGAAACUUCAAGAGGAGUUGGAGCGGCAACGGGAAGAGGAGGAGAUGAGGAAGAAGUCUAAAAAGGGCAAGAGGGAUUCUGGGAAAGAAGAACCUGCAGGAAAGAAAGCAACACAUAUGGCAGGAAAGCAGGGUACCAGUGCAGGCACUGUGAGACCUGAUGCCAAAGCAGACCAAAGUGUUGAUAAAAGAGCAUCUAUAAUUGAUCGUCCUGAAUCUGUAGACCAUGCAGAUAUAGAUGAGGGAAACAAGAAGAAGAAAGGAAAAGAUGUCAAAGUUCAUCUGCCUGCUAUUGAGAUGAUGCCACCCCUUUCAUCCACACAGGAGGAAGCUGAAAGGGAACCACAGAAUGAAACAGAAAAGCUACUUAUACUGCGCUUUAAGAACUAUGAAAGCAGUCAAAAAGAAGUACUUCAUGUGCUGGAAUUAUGGGAUCGUGUACAGGGAGUUAUACUUAAUCCUUCAACUUCUGAUGGUGGCCACCUAGACUCAGAGGAUCAGGCAUCAGUGGAGAGGCACCCUCCUUCUGGGAAAAAGGCCAGAAGAGAUAGAGAAAAAGAACGACAAGAAAAACUAGAGAGAGAAAAGGCAGAGAAAGAACGUCUAGAAAAAGAAAGAGUUGAAAGGGAACGGUUAAAGGCAGAAGAAAUGAGAAAUCAGUCAUCCCCUAACACCUCUAUAAUGCCAGAUGACGUCACUGAAGGAACUGAAAGAGAAGAGCAUGAUCGGAGAUCAGAGGUGGGAGUGCCCCAUAUUAACAUGGAAGUGACUGGACCUGAGUAUCCCAGUGGGAAAAUGAUACUGAAUAGUUUGAGGCUGCCUCCAUUAGAAGAGAUUUUAGAUGGCCUGGGAAUAGGUCCUAAAGGCCCUCCAGUCCCCCCAUCCUCUAUUUUCUCAAUGGUGCCAUAUCCAGCAAAGAGGUUGCCUCCUACAAACACUGACACAUUCAGCCAUUUUGUUUUUGUGGCAUUGUUACCUGAUAAUCCAUGUGUGGCUGCUGAAGAUAAAAAGGAGGCUGAAACAGACCAAGAAAAAUCAACUAGCAUAUCCGUCAGCAAGGAGGAGGAGGUAAUUCCAGUGAAAGGAAAAUCAAAAAAAGAUAAAGCAGAUACAGGACGUGACAGUCAAAAGGAGAAGCGACGUCCUCCAAGUCAAAAGAAGGGUCAUCUUGGAAGUGAUUCCCACUCACCUCCACCUGGCCGAACUCUCUCACCUCUCUCGGAUGCAGAACAGAGCAGUACCACUGGAGAAGUUGUGCAAGAUAAAAUCACCAAGUUAACUACAUUUCGAUGGAUUGUACCAGCCAAUGGAGAAAUUACUCUCAAAAUACAUUUCUUCUCUCAAGUAGUUGGCCAGUUUGAUCAGACUCUCAGCUUUGAAAUCCUGGGAACAAGAAGGCGAUACCAGAUCUACUGCAGAGGAGUUUGUGCUUUCCCUUCUAUAUGUCAAGAUCCUAAAGUUGUAUUCCGGCAACGUUUGAAGGUGGAGACCCCAGAUGCAAUACUCCAUAAAAAGUAUGUGAUGAGUAAGGGCAUGUUUGAAUUUGGCCCACUGCUGUGUGGCAAGUCAAGAGAAAGGUAUAAGGAGGGAAAAUACCCAGAGAACAUGGAAAAGUUACAGAUUGUAAACAAAUCUCCCAUGGAUGCUGAAAUUUCAUUCUGUUUCCAGUAUGAUCAGAAGGCAGCUACUUUUUUAUUGGAUCCACCUGGUAUGACUCUCAAACCGAAUGAAAAGAAGGAGUUGUCUGUGUGGGCUUAUCCAACUAGCCCUGGGCUGAUAGAAGACAACAUAGUAUGUUGUGUCCGAGAAAAUCCUGAGCCCUUGGUGUUUAAAAUAAGUUGUCAAGGUGUGCGUCCUGAACUUGAGCUGGACCGGAAACAGAUCCAUUUUGACAAAAUCCUUCUUCACAGAAAAGACACAAAAACAUUAUUUCUGAGAAACAGCAUGUUGCUUCCAGUAGCAUGGCGUAUCACUGGACUGGAGAACCUAGGAGAUGAUUUCAUGGUAUCACAAGAUCAGGGCAUCAUCCUACCAAAGUCAGAAUUCUCACUUCAUCUGCACUUCAGAGCCAUGAAGGCCGUCAAUGCAAAGAAAGUUAUUCGGCUGGAGGUGUCAGAUGUUGAAAACAUUCUGGGAAUUGUACAGACAGAAAACAUUCAGAUCUUUGCAGAGGCAUAUGACGUCGCUCUGGAUAUAAGCUUCCCAAAAGGUGCAGAUGGUGGGCUUGAUUUUGGUGUUAUUCGAGUCACGGAGGAGGCCAAGUUCUCCCUGUCAUUGAGGAACAAAGGAAAAUAUGAAAUUGGUUACAGUUUCAUUCUAGAAGCCAGUGAGCCAAUGCAACCUGACCUGAACACACUCUUUACUGUCCAACCUCCGAAAGGAUCACUUGGACCCAGUGACAGACCUACCCAAGUCGCCAUCAUUUUCAAGUCCAUAAAGGAAGUUAGUUUCAAGGAUCAGCCUAUCCUGCGCUGCCAGGUUAUAGAGCCAAACUUAGGUGAAGGUGGUUUGAUCAUUGCUAAGAUUCCUGUGAAAGUAUCAGCUCGAGCAGUCUUCUCAAAGUACAGCAUCUCCCCUUCAAAUGACAUCAACUUUGGGGCCUUGGUGAUUGGCACUCGCAAGUCAGGAAGUUUCAAUAUCGAAAACAAAGGAGAACUGGAAUUUCGAUACAGCAUUUCCAAGAUGGUUCGGGAAAUUCCUAUUCAGCACCAGAAAAGACAACCUGGUGCCAAACGCACACGAUCUCGCGAAGGAUCCACAUCUGGUAAAUCUGUGGCUCUUAACAAGCCAAAACGUAGUGAAUCCCUUCAGAAGGACAUCGGAACCAGCCAGGCACGAUUUACCCUGGGAAUGUUCACAGUGUUCCCUGGUUUUGGCAUUAUCCCUCCUGGCUCACAUCAAAAUGUAUCAGUAGAAUGUGCAGCAGAUCCAGUGGGAAAAUCCGAAGAGUCUCUUGCCAUUGAUAUUUCUGACAGAGAUCCUGAUGACCAACCCAAUGGGAUUCCUUAUUGGCUGAUUGCUGAAGCCUGCAUGCCAGCAAUUGCUGUGGAUGACAUUGCAUCAGUUUUUGAAGAACAUCGACUGUGUAAGAGCAUUAGCCUGUUCCAGUGCCUGCAAGCAGCAGACUGCUGUGGGAUCUACGUAGUGGAUGAAAAUAAAUUUAUCUUCAACAAUGUGCUGGUUGGGCGUCAGGCAAAGGCACGGUUCAAAAUAAUCAACAAUGGGAAAGUACCUUGUGAUGUGGUGCUGUCAGUGAAACCAGUAUUCACCAGCAGGACAUCUGCUCGGGUGAACGAUAUCUUUGAAGUAGAGCCUAGCCGGAUGUGUGUUCCAAGUCACUGCAGCCUGUUUGCUGUAGUAACCUUCUCUCCCCAGACAAUGCAGAGCUACCAGUGUCUGUUUGAAGCUGCGGUGGAUGGGAUGCCAAGUUCCAUUUCUAAGAGCAAGAAUUUGGUGUUUGAUAUUGUUGGUGAAGGGAACCUACCCCGUGUCACUAUUGUCCAUCCCAUUUUACGUAACAAGAGUGGGAAUCACCUGUUGCUGUUUAAGAAACUGUUGCUUGGUCGAUCAGAGACACUACCAUUGCAUUUCAAGAAUGAUGGGUCCAUACCUGCUCAGGUCAAUAUUGAUCUAUUUGAUGAGCCUGGAGUAUUCACUUUGAAACCAUGCCCAAAAACCCGAUGUAUUUAUUCUACCCAAAACUUGGAAGAAGAUGCUGGAAAAAAAUUAGCAUUAGGAAAGAAGACUCAUGCAGCUUCACUUGUGCUAAAUCCAGGAGAAUCUGUAGAGUUUGAAGUAAUUUUCAAGGCAUCUAUUGCACAGCGCUGCAGCGGACUUAUUCGCUUGACUGUGCUGGACAAUCAGUAUGAUGAAACAGUGGUGUGGCUAGUGGCAGAAGGUUUCCAGGAUGACAUUACUCUUGAUAAUAUACAUGGGCUGAUGCCUAGAACCAGCAAUGAAUAUGCAGAUGGGCAACUGGAACAAGAUGAUGUGGAAGCUGCUCGAAUGGAUCACAUUCAGUUUGGGGACUGUCACAUUGGGAAAGCAUAUCAGGUGACCUUCACAAUGACUAAUCACAGCAAGACAGAAGCUGUAAAGUUUGAGUGGCCUACAGAGGUCUCUUGUGUUCGGUUCUGUCCUCAGGUUGGUCAUCUUCAUGCUGCCUGUGCAAAGGAUAUCACCAUCUCAUUCAAGUCAGACAGCCCUCUUCUUUUUGAUAACAAUACAAUAAAAUGUAAAAUUUGUAAAAUCAGUUUUCAGCAACCCAUUGACCAGAUUAAAGACUGGGAUGACCGCCUGCGUACUGUCAAAUGGGUCGAUUGUGAGAAAUCUCAGACAACACCACGGCCAGCAAAGAAAAAGGUCAUAGAAACAGAUCCAGAGCCAGAACAUAUUGUUGUGGAGGAGAGUGUUCGUGAACUAGAGCUUCGGAUUAGUGCUGUUGUCAAUUAUGCCCAGUAUAAGUGCAAGACUGAAAGUAUUCGCUUCAGGGACACCCUAAUUUUCCAGACACGUAUCUAUGAGUUUACUAUGUCAAAUAACGGGAAUGUGCAGCUAGAAUAUUCCUGGCAGCUAGUGAUGGAGGGAUAUGGCAAAGCAGUUAGUUUUGUUGAAGGACAAAGUCAGUAUCAAGAAGAAAAUUCAUCACCUGAUAUUUCAGCAAACCAGCCUGAAAGUCGCAUACAUCAUGCAGCUAGUCGUUCUGGAAGUGUUGAGAGCAAAGCAACUUACCCUUUCAAUGACACAGAUAUCCCAGUGUUUUCAGUGGAGCCAUGCCGAGGGUUUAUUUUACCAGGAAAGAAGAGUGAAUUCCAGGUUAAGUUUUCCCCACUGGAGGUUGGAGAGUUUGAAGGCCGUCUCAUUUGCAGUAUACCAAAUCUGAAGAGAGAAGAACAGGGACCAGUGUUAUCUGUGAAGGGCCAUAGCCUUUUACCAUAUUGCCAUUUUGAACUUGAAGAAUCAGACUAUCUUUCCAGUAACAAACGCAUACCUGAUCUGCAAGGACUGCGAGACACCAUCCAAGGAUCACCACUUGACCCAAACACGAGGGUUAUUGAGAUUACUUCUGUGGGUGUCUAUACAAGAAACUGCAGGUCCUUCAACAUUAUCAAUCCAACAAGUUCCAUCUAUUCUUUCAAAUGGAUUUGCAAUGAUCCUGUAAAUCUUGGACAGCAACCUACAUUCAGAUGCCUAUCCAGCAGUGGAAAUAUCAUGUCUGGAAAGACAGUUGUGAUUACAUUUGAAUUCAUACCUCAGCAGCUGGGCAUCACAGAGUCGUUCUGGACCUUCUUAAUUCCAGAGCAAAGCAUUUCUGUUCCAUUUCUAUUGGUUGGGAAGGUCAGUGAGCCGGUAGUGUCCUUGGACCGCUCACAUCUAAAUUUUAGAGCUGUCCUGAUUGGUCAGAAGACUGAAGAGACAGUGUACAUGAUUAAUAAUGAAAAGCAAGAAUUUAAGUUUGUGUUUGAAGAAUAUUCUACAUACUCCGAAGGGCAUACAAGUAGUCUGAUGGUACAACCCAUGGAGGGCACGGUAUCACCUUUAAGCAGAAUUCCUAUUAUCAUUUCCUUCACGCCAACCACUGAAGGAGAGGUCAACUUUAAUCUUGUUUGUGAUGUGAAAGGAAAAACUGAAAACCUCUCUCUAAAUGUGAAAGCUGAGUGUUACUCCAUGAGUGCCACUGUCCAGUGUGAGACCAGUGAACAAUUAACAUCAGAACUUGGAUCGCAAACCAUGAACAAAAUAUUCUUCAAAGAAGUGGAACUGAAUGAAUGUGCAACCCAAUACUUAAACAUCUAUAACAAUGGAAAAUUCAACCUGGAAUUUUUGUGGAAGCUAUUUGCUCCUAAGGAUCUUCAGCGAUAUCUCAACAUUUCACCAGAUAGUGGGAGUAUCAAGGUUGGGCAGCAGUCACGAUGCGUGUUAACAUUUCUGCCUCUGCAACCAUGCACACUUAAGGAUACGGAACUUCAACUGAAGAUACAAAAUGGACCUGUUUUUAAAUGCAUCCUCACAGGAUGUGCUGUAGCCCCCGGUGUUCACUUCUCCUUUACCAAACAUGAUUUUGGGGCUUCUUUCAUUUACCAUGCUGGAAUGCCACUCAACAGAUGCAUCUUGGUCAUCACAAACAAAGAGGAACGAGAGAUCAGCCUAGAUUGUCUCUUUACCAAUACAUCCCACCUGGGGGUUGCUUUCCAGUCUGAAAUUCUGUCCCCAAAAGGCACAUUGGAAGUUCCUAUUACUUUCUACCCAAGAGAAGCUAUGCAAUACCAUGAGACAAUCAUCUUUGAAAUUAAUGGGCUAUCCCGACAGAAUGUGGAGGUCUUAGGGCAAGGCACUGAAAUGAAGCUAGAAGUUGUAGAACCACAGAACAAAGUGGUGAAUUUUGGGGCCGUUCGAGUUCAGCAGACAGUCAGGAAAAUUGUUUCCAUUGUGAAUAAAAGCUUGGCUCCACUGAUUUUCACCCUGGCCAUAAACCCAAGCCUGCAGGCCCUUCAGGAUUCAAAGGUACUGCGCAUGUCUCCAGCUGGUGAGAUCUCCCUGAAACCCAGAGGGGGUACCUGCAGUGUGGAAGUUCUCUUCUCUCCCAAAUGUCGCAUUUCCCAGUUUAUGGAAGAAGUAAUGUUUGAAUGUGCUGGUAUGUCCCGCUUACUCUUUGUGCUCCGUGGUUGUUGUCAAGGAGUGGAGGUCAGUCUGGAUCAGGAGCAGAUUCCAUUUGGAGCAGUUAUUCUUCGCAGCCAAGUCACACGCAGAUUAUUAAUGCAGAACACUGGAGACAUUGGCGUAAGGUUUAAAUGGGAUAUCAAGAAGUUUGAACCUGACUUUACCAUCACUCCUGUUGAGGGAUACAUCUCACCUGGAAUGGAUGUAAUCUUUGAUGUGACAUUUCAUCCUCUUGAACUGAACCAGGAUAUCCGGUAUGAAGGACUAAGCUGCAUGAUUGAAGGAAGCAAACCCCUUAAACUCACCCUAAAUGGAUCAUGUGUGAGCAUCCCCACAACCAAAGAGGUGGUGAAUUUCAACUGCCAUGUUCGCACUAAGCAGGCACAGACCAUCAUUCUGGCCAACCGCUCCAACCAGACAUGGAUGAUACAGCCACUGAUCGAGGGUGAACAUUGGAAAGGAGCUGAAAUGAUUGCCAUUGAAGCCCAUCAGCAGAAGCCAUAUGAAAUUACCUACAGACCUCUCACCAUGACACUUGAGGGUAAAAAGCAUCAGGGUUCAGUUUUCUUUCCUCUUCCGGAUGGUACAGGUCUGUUGUAUGUCUUGCAAGGAAAUUCUGAACCACCCAAAGCAUCAGGAACUGUCAAUCGAGAAGUUCCCUGUAAGACAUCCUACACUGAACUUCUCUCAGUAACAAACUGGCUACAGAGACCACAAAGGUUCCGUAUUCUUUUGGAAAUGCUGAAACCUGAAAAAUUAGAAAGCAGCACUACCCUGAAGGGAUUAGACUACAUUGAUGUUCCUGCUCUCUCCAAGAAAGAUUACAAACUCACUUUCUUUUCACACAAGGAAGGAAUAUUUAGUGCUAAGGUCACAUUCCGUAAUGAGGCUACCCAGGAAUAUUUGUACUAUUUAGUUACUUUCAGAGCAACACCACCUGGUGUUCUCAGCACUAUUGAGAUGACAACAACUGUCCGUCAAAGUACAUCUGCAACUGUGAAAGUGGAUAAUCCUCUAUCAUCCCCAGUGACAUUUACAACAGACUGCAAAUCCGCAGAAAUCAAUCUACCACCACAGUUUACUGUUCCUGCACAAUCGGAGGGAACACUGACAUUUGAAUUCCAGCCUUUGAGGACUGGUGAAUCUACUGCACGCCUGUCUUUGCAAAGCAGUGAAUUGGGUUCCUUCCAGUAUGAUCUGUCUCUCAAAGCUCUGGCAGCUGGCCCUGAGAAACCUUUGUACUUCCGCUCUGCCCUGGGAGGCAGCCAGACACUGACUGCUAAGUUUAUCAGUUUCACUCGUCAGAAAGUGGAAUAUUCCUGCAAGAUUGACAAUCCUGAAUUUCAUGUAGAGAAGACUAUCAAUGCAGCCCCCGGUUCACAGGGAGGCACUGAAGUCAGUGUUGAUGUUGCAUACGAACCUUGUUCUCUCAGUGAAUCACGGAGCCUUCUCAACAUUUCUUCACCCAUUGGAGGAGAGUACAACAUUCCACUAUUUGGGACCUGCACACCUCCUAAACCACAGGGUCCAUUUGUAAUUCGAGCUGGAUCAAGUACAUCAAUUCCAUUCAAGAAUAUCUUUCAACAAACAACUGUUUUUGCCUUUCAGCUGGAUAACCCAGCAUUUGCCACAAAGCCAAGUGAAACAAUCCGCUCCAAGAAAACUCACAAUGCUGUUGUCUCCUUUGAAGGGAAUCCAAGUGGCUCCAAAGCAUCAGUUACUGGGAAGCUGACCAUUUCCUGCCCUCGAACUGCAGGUGUGGGCCAGAAUGUAACAUGGUUAUAUUAUCUCAAAGGUGUUACUCCAGAAAAAUGAAUAUAAGACUAGCCACCUUUCAAAUAUGUAAUCAAAAUAUCUUUAGACAUUUUCAUUUAAAAGUUCCCUCCUCUUGGUUAGGAGCCUGCACUAUAAAAAGUCAUAGAAGAAAAUCAGAUCUUAAUCUUACAACAGGCCUUGGGAAAAAAGUUAUUUCACCAUGGGCUAUGAGACUGUAUGCAGCCAUUAUCAGUUCUACCAGCCCCUGUUUAAAUUUUCCUUGUAUCGUAUACUUCAUCUGUUUAGUGAGGGCUUACCAUGAUAAUGUUGUGGAUGACUGCAAUUGGUGAAAGCACUGUAUUAGAAAUAUGAGUAGUAUUUUUACAAUUAUAUUUUAAAAUAAAUCAGUCUGAAGUACUUGAAA
Messenger RNA from Protopterus annectens (West African lungfish), 16008 nucleotides. RefSeq names its product HYDIN axonemal central pair apparatus protein (gene HYDIN). Gene Ontology annotation, biological process: axonemal central apparatus assembly; cilium movement. Gene Ontology annotation, cellular component: axoneme. The transcript has 85 exons. Bases 18 to 15644 code for a protein of 5208 amino acids. The record is from RefSeq and is a predicted model, not a curated record. Lineage: Eukaryota; Metazoa; Chordata; Ceratodontiformes; Protopteridae.